This is a messenger RNA of Emiliania huxleyi CCMP1516, 591 nucleotides long. RefSeq lists its product as hypothetical. Gene Ontology annotation, cellular component: membrane; cytoplasm. Lineage: Eukaryota; Haptophyta; Isochrysidales; Noelaerhabdaceae. The coding region runs from base 1 to 591 and encodes 196 amino acids. The transcript has 2 exons. The record is from RefSeq and is a predicted model, not a curated record.
AUGUUCGCUUUGCGCGGCUUCCGCGCCUUCGCGAAAGCGGCGCCGGCUGCGUCGGCUGCCGCCGUCUGCACAGUGAAGGGCUCCGCCUCCGACUAUAUCGCGCAGACGCAGGUCGAGUCCACGGCUGGCGUGGACUGGCCGCGCAACGCCGCCUUCGCCGCCUUUUCUGGCCUCUACCUCGGUGUGGGGCAGCAUCUGAUCUACAACAGAGCAUUUACGGUGCUGUUUGGGAGCGGCCAGGAUCUGCGCACCGGACUGAAGAAGGUGCUCGCGGACAGCCUCGUGCACGUUCCGCUGAUAUACCUGCCGCUCUACUACCCCUUCAAGAGCGUAGUGCUCGGCGAGGGUAGUUUUCUCGACGGGCUAGCCCGCUACCGCGCCGACGCCCACGACGUGCUCACCACGUACUGGAGCAUCUGGCCGGCGCUGCACCUGGUCAACUUCACGCUCACGCCGCCUGAGCUGCGAAUCAGCCUCGUUGCGGCCGUGAGCUUCGGUUGGCUCGUUUAUUUGUCGUGGCGCUCGCACGCCGAUGAGGAGGUGUCUGGCAGUGAGGAGCACACCACAGCUGCGCUGCAUGGCGGUGGGUAG